This is a messenger RNA of Carassius auratus (goldfish), 1985 nucleotides long. Its product is annotated as complement receptor type 1-like. The record is from RefSeq and is a predicted model, not a curated record. The transcript has 12 exons. The coding region runs from base 104 to 1858 and encodes 584 amino acids. NCBI's taxonomy places the organism in Eukaryota, Metazoa, Chordata, Actinopteri, Cypriniformes, Cyprinidae.
UGCACUGAAGGCAGGCGGAGCUCGUGACCACAGUGGGCUUCUGUUAAAAGCAUUUUGCGCGAAACUCAGUGUUUGUUUUGGUGACGGACAGUAGUUCGUGAACAUGGCGCUUGUUUGGAGGAAAAUACUCAUACUUCUGUUUGUGCACUUCGUCGUGUCUCAAAGACGUGUUCUCCUUCGAUGUGGUGAACCAAAAAAAUAUUCUGACAAGCAGGUGCUUGAAAAAUAUCUCCAAAAAGUAGAGUUCAAUGAUGGAGAACGAGUGAUGUAUAAAUGUGCCCUGGGUUACGAAACAUCAGCAGGAAGUCGAACAUCUUUUUGUGUGCAAGGACAAUGGCAAACCUUGAACAUGAAAUGCCAAAAGAAGAAGUGCAAUGCACUUGGUGACAUAGAAAACGGGCGAUACAGUCAAGAAGGGCGAUCAUUUGGUGAUAAAGCCAUUGCUGUUUGUAAUGAAGGAUAUAUUUUGAAAGGAGAAGGAGUCCGUAUGUGCACAGAAAAAGGUUGGAAUGGCACGAACCCUAUUUGUGAGGUGUCAAAGAUCAUCUGUUCUGCACCUGCUGUGGCAAACAGACAGAUACAAGCUGGAGAAAGGACACAGUAUGCACCCCAAGACACUGUAAACAUCAUCUGCAGUGAGGGAUUUGAUCUGAUUGGCUUGCCACAGGUCACAUGUGGAAGAGAUGGCCAAUGGCAAGACUUGCCUGUGUGCUCAAAAGUGAUGCAUUUCAACAGAUACGAAGAGUUAAGGGGAUACUCAGUGAUCACCUGUUCAGCACCUGCUGUGGCAAACGGGAGGAUAAGACCUGAAUCUAGGGUGUACAAACCCAAAGACACUCUAGACAUCACCUGUAGUGAGGGAUUUGAUCUGAUUGGCCCAGCACAGGUCAUGUGUGGAUCAGACGGCCAAUGGCAGGCCUUGCCUGAGUGUCGCCCAAAAAGGAUUCCAGUGAUCACCUGUGCAGCACCUGCUGUGGCAAACGGGAGGAUAAGACCUGAAUCUAGGGUGUACAAACCCAAAGACACUCUAGACAUCAACUGUAGUGAGGGAUUUGAUCUGAUUGGCCCAGCACAGGUCAUGUGUGGAUCAGACGGCCAAUGGCAGGCCUUGCCUGAGUGUCGCCCAAAAAGGAUUACUGAUAAAUGUGGUCCACCUCCAUCAUACCCUCAUGCUUUCCCCAGAGAUGGGUCCUCCACGCGGAGAGAGUAUCCGUCAGGUGCUAGCAUUCGCUACAAAUGCAGUAUAGGAUACGGGCGGGUCAGAGGAAUGACCGUUAUACGCUGCCAGAACGGCCAGUGGACAGACCUGCCGCUCCGAUGUGAAAGAAAGAAAUGUGGAUCUGCUGGAGAGAUUUCCAAUGGCCAGUUUGAGUAUACAGGCGUUUCAUUUGGAGAUACAGCUACCGCCGUCUGUGAUGAAGGGUAUGAGCUGAUCGGCUCAAAAGUGCAGACCUGCAGGGAUGGAGGCUGGGACGGAAGGAGACCUGUGUGUGAACCUGUGCACUGUCCUCCACCUCCAGAGGUCAAGAGCGCUGAGAUGAUUGACCCCAUAUAUGACCAUGUUCCCUUCGGUCACGUGUUGACCUAUCUCUGCCGUUCUGGAGCUCUGUUUGGUGAGAGAGAGAUUUACUGCACCAAGAGCGGCACCUGGAGCGCUCCUCCUCCUGUGUGCAAAGACAUUAUCUGUCCUAACCCACGUGUGCCAGGUGGAUCAAGAAUGAGGGGCUAUAGGGCGGUCUAUAGACUUGGGAACUCUGUGACAAUCGCCUGCAAUCCUGGUUCAAGGCUUAUAGGGCAGAGUUUUGUCACCUGUGGCUUAGAUGGGCAAUGGAUUCCAAAACUUCCACAAUGUGUGUAGAAAUCUGCACAUGGAGCAAUGCAACAAACAAAUAUUCAGCUGAAAGAAUCAAUACACCUGGCUGUCUCAAAGUCAUAAUUAAGCUUAUUUCUGUUCACUGUAUUUCAUUAAAAUGAGCAGAGAACUA